GUACCGAUACACUGGCUAAGUCCUAAGGGAAACCGAAAAGCGUCGAUCCGUGCGCGUGGCUGCGUAAGAUCAGAAAUAUCGUAGCUUUCCUUGCAACUCGGGUUGUCGCGCUGCAUGUGUCAUUGUGAGUGCUAAAGGUGUAUUACAGCACCGAGAGGCUCUGUUCUCUCCUGUAACAUUUAGGUGCGUAUCAUCGACAGUGCACAUAAGCGGCGGAACAGAUGCGAUAUUGAGGUAAAUCCUUGGAAUUACCACCGAUGAAUUUGGCCGCGUUGUGCUCUGUUCGGUGCUGCUCCUUCAACUAAUCGCGUGUGUGAUGCCCGGGAGUCGCUCCAGCACGGACCCAGAGCACAAGUCACCGCGGGAAAGUGGUGAAGAUUCGGAAGAUGAGAGUGAAAUCCUGGAGGAGAGCCCCUGCGGGCGGUGGCUCAAACGUCGGGAAGAGGUAUAUGUAGGUUCCAAGUCCACGUUAGCCGAAGGCUCUACCUUUGGAGCAGCCAGAGGCAGUGAAAACGAAGUUACUGAAAUGGAGGUGGAACAACGUGAUGUACCAGGAAUCGACUGUGCCUAUUUGGCAAUGGAUACUGAGGAAGGAGUUGAAGUUGUUUGGAAUGAGGUGCAAUUUUCUGAAAGAAAGAACUUCAAAGCACAAGAAGAAAAGAUACAACUUGUAUUUGAAAAUCUUACACAGUUGGAACAUCCUAAUAUUGUUAAAUUUCAUAGGUAUUGGACAGAUACCCAUAAUGAUAAACCUCGGGUUAUAUUUAUAACGGAGUAUAUGUCUUCUGGGUCUUUAAAACAGUUCCUAAAAAGAACAAAACGCAAUGUGAAAAAAUUACCCUUGCAAGCAUGGAAGCGUUGGUGUACUCAAAUACUUUCUGCAUUGAGUUAUUUGCAUUCCUGUUCACCUCCCAUUAUUCAUGGAAAUCUUACUUGUGACACUAUAUUUAUUCAACAUAAUGGGCUCGUAAAAAUUGGUUCAGUGGCUCCCGAUGCGAUUCAUCAUCAUGUUAAAACAUGUAGAGCAAACAUGAAGAAUAUGCACUUUGUAGCGCCUGAAUAUGGAAACUCUGUAACCCCUGCCAUUGAUAUUUAUUCAUUCGGAAUGUGUGCUCUGGAAAUGGCUGCAUUGGAAAUUCAGGGUAACGGUGAUACCGGUACGAUCGUGACCGAGGAUAACGUUCGAAAAACUAUAGAAUCGUUAGAUGAUGCCCAGCAGAAAGAUUUCAUUCGAAAAUGUCUUCAAGUAGACCCACUUAGUAGACCAAGUGCAAGAGAGCUCCUUUUUCAUCCUGUCUUAUUUGAAGUGCAUUCAUUAAAAUUACUUGCUGCUCAUGCUUUGGUUAAUUCAGCCACUAAUAUUUCAGAAACGAUAACAGACGAAGUUUUGCAAAGGCUCUACGGUCCUGAUACGGUAGUCGCAGAAAUUAAAUAUCAAGGUCGACCACCGCAGCAGAUUCGGUUAAGUGAUAUUCCUGUUACAGAGAAGUUAGAAAAGUUCGUCGAAGAUGUAAAAUAUGGUAUAUAUCCCUUGACAGCAUUUAUGGCGAAAUUACCACCACCCGUUCGACCUCGGGCGAUAUCGCCCGAGGUUACAGAAUCGGUGAAAUCUGUUACACCCGAACCGGUGGACGUGGAGUCUCGAAGAGUAGUUAAUAUGAUGUGUAACGUUAAGCCUAGAGAAGAAAGUUGUGAAUUACUUAUGACAAUAUUAUUACGAAUGGAUGACAAAAUGAAUAGGCAAUUGACAUGUCCUGUGAGUCAAUUAGAUACUUCAAUGCUUCUUGCGCAGGAGCUUGUACAUUUUGGAUUUAUUAAUGAGAAUGAUCGUGAUAAAAUAGCAAAUUUAAUCGAAGAGGCAUUAAGGAGUUGCUUUAAUAAGCAAAUGAUGACACCAGGGAUGGUGUCAUUAACAAAUCUUCCCACCCAAACUACUUUAUUGCUGCCCGGCUCAGAAUUUCAAUGCUUGCAACACUUUGAUAAUUCUAUGUACAACGCGACAACAUCUCAUAGUGAUAGUGUAAUAACUAACCCGCUGCCAAAAACCUCAGGUUUCCCUGUAUCGAGUAACAGGAACAGAAGUCACGAUGAAAUGGAACCACCGUUGAAUGCCGAGAGCGGUAGUUAACUAUCCAGGAUAUCUGGUAACUCAGUUCACUGUGCCACUUUGCACGCUCUAUGUAUAGACUGGCUAUGUAUUUUUAUAUUUAAGUAAACAGGAAGA
Bombus impatiens (common eastern bumble bee) is the source of this 2224-nucleotide messenger RNA. RefSeq names its product nuclear receptor-binding protein homolog (gene Madm). Lineage: Eukaryota; Metazoa; Arthropoda; Insecta; Hymenoptera; Apidae. Gene Ontology annotation, molecular function: protein serine/threonine kinase activity; ATP binding. Bases 317 to 2128 code for a protein of 603 amino acids. The record is from RefSeq and is a predicted model, not a curated record. The transcript has 11 exons. Gene Ontology annotation, biological process: endoplasmic reticulum to Golgi vesicle-mediated transport; intracellular signal transduction; protein phosphorylation. Gene Ontology annotation, cellular component: endomembrane system; cytoplasm.